ACACACAGACGCAUUUUACAGCAGUUCGUCCGUAGAUGAUGUGGAAGCCGCCGGAGAAUAAAGAGCUCGUACUUUAGAGUCAGGCAGCGACAGCGCAAAACUCCCUUCCCUUGGCAGAAAGAGGAGGAGACAGUGGGGGGAAGACAGAACAUAAAAACAGUAAAGGGCUUUGAGAGAUUUUCUGUGAGAAAAGGGAGGUUGGAGAACAGAAGCAAUGGACAGCCUGCAGGAUGCCUCCCCGUGCUCUGCCGGCCAGUGGCUAGCGGCUCUGAUGCUGAGUCUGUGCUGCUUGCUGACCACUUGCCUCCCGGCAGCAGCUCAAAGCGUGGAUUUCCCCUGGCCAGCUGAGGACAACGUCGUGGUGCGACAGGGAGACACGGCCAUCCUCAGAUGCUAUCUGGAAGAUGGUGCUUCAAAGGGCGCAUGGUUGAACCGGUCCAGUAUCAUCUUUGCGGGGAACGACAAAUGGUCUGUGGACCCACGCGUGUCAAUCGUAUCAGGCAUUAAACAAGAAUAUAGUCUUCAGAUUCAGAAGGUUGAAGUCACUGAUGAUGGCCCAUAUACCUGUUCAGUCCAGACACAAUACAAUCCCAAGACAUUACAAAUGCAUUUGAUAGUGCAAGUUCCUCCAAAGAUUCUUGACAUUUCUUCUAGCUGUGUUGUGAAUGAAUUCAGCAAUGUCACUCUUUUCUGUGAGGCAAAUGGAAAACCAGAGCCCACCAUAACUUGGAAGCAUAUAUCACCAUCAGCAAAAGAUUUUAUCAGCGAAGGUGAAUACCUCGAGAUUUCUGGCAUUACUCGGAACCAAGCUGGAGUCUAUGAAUGUAUCGCAAACAAUGAUGUGUCAAUUUCAGAUACACGAACAGUUCGUAUUACAGUGAAUUAUCCUCCAGCAAUAAAGGAAAUUAAGAGUCCUGGGAUGGUCCUUGGUAAAGUUGGGCUAUUGAGAUGCGAGGCUUUUGCAGUUCCUGCGGCAGCUUUUGAAUGGUACAAGGGAGACAAGAGGUUGGCCUCCGGCAGGCAAGGAAUUCAUAUCAAGAACUUCAACACCAGAUCUAUCCUCACUGUCACUAACAUUACUGAGGAUCACUAUGGCAACUACACAUGCGUGGCUGCCAAUAAGCUAGGGACAAGUAGUGCCAGUCAUUUUCUACACAUGCCAUCCAAAGAAAAACAUGGAAUCCCUGGUGGUGCUGAAGUUAUUUUAUCCUGGUGGUACCUGGUGGUGGGACUAUCCUUCCUGGUCAGCACAUACUAGCAGAGGGGAAACUUGCCAGCCACGAAGAACGUGAGUGGGAAAGCAUGAAGAAGUUCAAGAAUCACUUCCAAGUGCUGGGAACUGGAAACAAUCUGGUACAGUUCAUUCACAGAAAGUGUGAGAAUCAAUCAACAGUACAAACACAGGGAUGUGAAACUUUCCUAUAAUUACUGAUCAUGUAAAUGUCUAAAUUAUAUUCUUUACAGGUUUUCAUCAAGAUUUAACAUUGAACUCAUUAUCCUCAAGCUUUGUAGGCUGUGGAGUUACUUUUUGAGAACAUAUAUUGUAUUAUCUUGCAUAAAAGCUGAAAUGCUUCACAGUUCACAUUAGCCGCCCCUCCUCUCUGCAUCAAGGUGCUGGUUACAUGCAAGAAAAAUAUGGCACGCAUGAGAUAUUAUAGCCUAUAAUAUGAUUUUGUAUUCAUAAUUUCAUCAUAACUCUACUGGGCAUUCAAUGGAAACAGGCCUUGUGUAUAUAAUGUUCCAAAGUUUUAACAGGUUUAUCCAAAUAUAUAAAUCAGGAAAAACUCAUUUUUGCAACAGAACAGACUGGUAUAAGAGGGGAAUCCAUUUCAGUUAAUUAGUCAUUUUUCUGUAAAUUUAACAUAUUCCAGAUUUCCUCUAAAAUACCUUAUAGUUAAAGAACACUUGAAUUCAAGAAAAUGAGAAAGAAUAAGGACAUUGCAUUUGUGCAGUAGUAGUGAGCUGCUUCACAGCUCCUGUGACCUGAUUUCAGUCCUGACCUCUGGUACUGUCUAUGCUCACUUUCUCCCUUUCACUGCAUGGAUUUCCCUUCAGUGCUCUGGUUUUCUCCCACAUCACAAAGACAAGUGGGUAGAUUAGCUUGGUACUGUAAACUGCACCUAGUGUAAGUGUAGAGGGGGAGUUUGCUGGGUACAUGAGGGAAAAUAGAUUACAGGAAAAGUUAAGUGGGAGAAUGGGACUAAUGGAAAUCCUUGGAGAGCCAGCAUAGACUUGAUGGGCCAAAUGGUCUUCAACAUGGGAACGAAAAUGCGGGGAAUAUGGGAAUAGAUCAGUCAUCUAUCACAAUUUACCCACUUCCAUUUUUCCCAUUGUAUUGACUUUUUUCAGUGUUCUUGUUUGGUCCAGUCCCGUAAUGAUUUUAGAAUAUUUCAUAUUUCCCUACAACACUGAAGGAAGCGAUUUGGUCCAAUAAGUCAAUGCUGGCCCUCAGUGCCAUCUCAUCAAUCCUAUUCUGCAGCAUUCCUGUAAUUUAUUCUCCUUCAUGCACUUAAACACUCAUUGACUGCUGUCUAAUUCUCAAACCACCUUGGCAAGGCUAGGGGUCAUUCAUGGGGCAGUUAAAUACCAGCUAGCGUGUCUUUGGGAUGUGGGGCAGCAUAAAAACUUGAAAAUGCUAGAAAUAGGAAAGUAUAACACUUUUGGAUACAGUAGCAACAGAAAGAGAUCAUCUCCAUUUGAAAGGAGACUUGUGCCAGAAUCACAACUGAUCUCCAUAUGAGAGUGAGAAUCUCGAUCAGAUUUAAUUCUAAUCUGAUAGAGAAUCCCAACCAAAAUAUUAGGCUUCAUUUAUUUUCCAGCUAAUGAUAACCAUUUACUAUUUUCUUUUCAUUGUAGAAUAAAUGGGAUUUUUUUCCAUUCACAUUUUGCAUUUGAGAUUUAACUCUGUAUAUACUCCCAGUUUAUACUGUAGAUGGGCUGAUCAUACUGAAUGAAUUUGUGGCUUAAGUACCAAUUGCGUGGACUGUCUCUGUAACAGCAUUUACAUUUACAAGUUGUGGUCUGUGUGAAGUUGCAGCACAUAAAAUCGACAUGUAUUAGUUUGUGAAAGUUAACAAAUACUACUGCCUUUUCAAAGUUUCAGCUCAUUCUAGAGGUAGAAAAUGUAAAAGUCAAAGUUUGCUGCUUUAUGAUAACAAGAAUUCUACCAUUCAAUUAUGUAUUUGACCAAGUGAUUACAAGUCCAGUUGGAACAAAGCAAAGCCUUAAAUCCAAGUUUCAUGAUGUCAGAGAAAACAAUCUGUGCAAAAUUCUAAGGCUUUUAUAUAUUCAUGACAUAACUCAAAAUGUAACAGAGCCCUGAGUAGAAUCUGUUUUCCAAUAAUGUCUUCUUCACUGAACCAAGCAAUGUUUUAAUUAACUGUUGCUCCAUUCAAAAAAAAACAGCUGGAAUAUCAAAUGUUUCCUUCAUUGAAGAACAAAAAUAACUAGUAAAUACAAAUCUGAAUAUUUGAAAGAUUGAGAUGAAUGUGAGUUAGAAAAGCAAAAUAGUAUUCAAUGGGGGAACUAUGGUAAAUAUUCUUCCCUUAUCAUUUUAAUUUAUUAAAGUGGAACUGACUUUAUCCACAUACUUAUUGAUUCCUUUGGCAUUUGUGGUUAGCCAGUUGACCAUGGAGCUUCAUUUGUUUCCAAUGACAUCAUAAAGAAUAUGUUUUCUAUUGCCCAGCUGCCAAUCUAAAUCCUCACUGGAUGAUCAAUUUUGCACCUUUAUGAAUGAGCAUUUGGAUAACUUUAACUACUGUACUCAUGGAAGGUGGAAGUGAAGCCAAAUAGCUGUAAAACAUUUACAAUCAUGAUGACCUCAAUGGAAGAAGUGAUGCAAUUAGUCACCUUUUUAAUAAUUUUAUCUUUUGCAACAAAUCUUUUUUCAAGAAGAUUACAUUCACUUAUUGUAUUGAACAACUGUAAUGAUGCAAAAUGAUGAAAAUAUUUAUGAAGUGCCCUAUAAUAAAGGUGUAGAGUGGAUCAAAGAGAUCUAUUGGCUGCAGACACAAAUCUCUAAUCAUCUGGUAUAUGGUGACUAUUUCAAAAUUCAAAAAAGUUAUUCUCACUAUUGAAACUAGAACGUGUUGCAUUCAUUUCAGGCUGUGGAAGUGAUAUAACAUUUUUUUCUUAUUUGUUUCGGAUACACAUACUGUACCACAGGGAAAGCUAGAUUUUAUGGACUAUCCCUAAUUGGCCUUGUGAAGGUGCUCGUGAGCCAGCUUUUAAAGUGUUGUAGUCCUUCUGAUGCAGAUACUUGCACAGUGUGCUUGUGUGAGUAGUUUCAUGUGUUAGACCUUGCACCAAAAUGGAACAGUGCUAUAACUCUGAUACAGACUGGGGCGUGGCCUAGAGGCAAACUGCUGGUGGUGAUGUUCCCCAUCAUCUAAUACACUUGUCCUAAUUGUCCCUAGUAAAGGUCAAUGGUUCAGGAGGUGCCAUUUGCAUUUUAUACCCAGUGUAAUCAUUGAUGGAAAGAACUAAUAUUCAGAGUAGUCAAUGGGGUGUUAAUCAUGUAGGCUACAUUGUGCUGGAAUAAUACAGAGCUUCUUGUGUGUUACUGGAGUUGCACUUUCCUAGAAAGAAAAGAAUUUUCUAUCAUGCCCCUGUCGCAUGAUUUGUAGAGGCUGAAACCUUUGAGGGUACCAGUGUCAAGUCAACUCUUUAUUGUCAUUUCAACCAUAACUGCUGGUACAGUACACAUUAAAAAUGAGACACCGUUUUUCAGGACCAUGGUGCUACAUGAACAAUACAAAAACUGCACUGAACUAGGUAAAAACAACACAAAACUACACUAGACUACAGACCUACCCAGGACUGCAUAAAGUGCACAAAACAGUGCCGGCAUUACAAUAAAUAAUAAACAAGACAAUAGACACAGUAGAGGGUAUAGUAGGUUGGUGUCAGUCCAGGCUCCGAGUAUUGACGAGUCUGAUGACUUGGGGAAAGAAACUGUUACAUGGUCUAGUCGUGAGAGCUCGAAUACUUUGGUGCCUUUUGCCAGAUGGCAGGAGAGAGAAGAGUUUGUAUGAGGGGAGCAAAACAUAAUGCUGUUUUGCUUUACGGAUGCAGCGUGUGGUGUAAAUGUCUCUCAUGGCGGGAAGAGAAACCCCGAUGAUCUUCUCAGCUGACCUCACUAUCUGCUGCAGGGUCUUGAGAUCUGAGAUGGUACAAUUUCGAACCAGGCAGUGAUGCAGCUGCUCAGGAUGCUCUCAAUACAACCUCUGUAGAAUGUGGUGUGAAUGGUGGGGGUGGGGGGGGGGGUGGGAGAUGGACUUUUCUCAGCCUUCGCAGAAAGUAGAGAUACUGCUGGGCUUUCUUUGCUAUGGAGCUGGUGUUGAGGGACCAGGUGAGAUUCUCCGUCAGGUGAACACCAAGAAAUUUGGUGCUCCUAACAAUCUCUACAGAGGAGUCGUCGAUGUUCAGUGGAGAGUGGAUGAGUCACUGAAUAAAUGCUCCUUAUAUUAACUGAAAUAUGGUUUGAAAUAAAGCAGAAAUAGAUCAAAGAACAGUGAAGCAUUUAAAGUUUUAUCGAUAUUGCUAAGCUACUAAAAACAACAUUUCUGACACUAAAAUUUGCUGCUGAAUCAAAUUACAGCCAGAGACUAAUUGUCCUGAAUUGUUUCCACCAAAUUACACACAUUUGUCACCAUUAAUACUGCACCUUAAUGUGGAAUAGCACAAGAUGCUUGCUAAGACUAUCCAAAAUGUAGGAACACAUAUAGAAUUAUUACUUCUUGUGUUUUUAGUUUGAGUAUGUCUGAUAUCAAUACCUUAUAAAUCAAAAAUACUAAUUCACUGAUAUUCUAGAGACAUUGGUUAGCAUCUAUGAAGUCUGGACCACUUGAUGACUCCUUCAGACAAAGUUGUCUUUUUUUAAAUAUUAAGAACAUUGCUUACACAACCGUACAGCACGUUACUGGCCCCUUGGUCCCUGAUGUUGUGCUGACAUUUUAACUGACUCCAAGAUCAAUUCAACCAUUCCCUGCCACAUAACCCUCCAUUUUUCUUUUAUUCAUGUGACUAUCUAAGUGUUUCUAAAAAUGUCCCUAAUGCAUCUGCCUCUACCACCACAUUCCACACUCUGUGUAAAAAAAAACUCUGUAUAUUGUGGGGACUAUCUAACAAUGUCUUGAACUCUUCUGCCUGCCUGAGCUGCCUAAUGUGAUUUGUGAUGUGGAAAGUAGCAUUUACAACAAUAAGGCAGUUUUUUACCUUUUUUAAUGAAAUUUCAACAGAGCUAUCAAAUCUCUUCCUUCACAUCAAAUUCCGCAGUCACAAUCCAUCCACUUUAAUACGUGAAGUGCUUUCAUAAAAUAUUGUUAGUGUGCUAUGCAUCAAAAAAUUGGACAACUGGGAAGUUAAUAUAUGUAAGAAAAUGGUCAGUAAAAUUCUUGAUUAAAGCAAUGAAUCUGCUUUAACAAUAAAUUUCAUCUUUAAUAUUUAUCACAGCACAUUUUUUCCAAAAAUUAUGUUCAAAUAGUUUUAACUUUUCAUUCAACGAUAGAGUAUUAUAGAUGAUACAGUAAAAAUUACCGAGCUGUGGUCAAUUCCUCAAUAAUAGCUCUAGAUACUUGGUCCAUUGUGAUUUGUAGUUUGAUCCGCAGAGUAAUGAUCUUGGUCUGGGCAAUAAUAUCUGUUACAGUUGGUUUCUAAAUUUUUGAGAAAGGCAAGGGAAUCAGCUGCCAAGAAUCAUGAUUGCUUUGUCAUCACAGUAGACAUGUACUGAUAUUGGAUGAAAACAAGUAAACCUUUUGGCAUCCUCUCCAACAAUCAUUGAGCCUAUUAGUGUUGUUUGAAUCUGUGUAAAAUUUGGUAACUCAGCGAAGGUUGUGACAGCACUGCUGAAGUCGCAACUGAUUGUGAGAUACAUCUUAACAUAUGAUAGAUGGAAGAUUGGUAAUACGCUGUGGAUAAGCAGUUUCACAUCACCCCUAUUUUACCCUCACCCAUUUUAUAUUGUCACACAGCAUCACUGUUUAUCACAGUAAGUCAGUGCCUUUUGUGGAGAAGUGAAAGAUGUUGGAGAAGGAGAGAAUAUACAGUAUAGCUGUAUACUAUUGUGUCUACAGUAUACUUUGAUUAUUUAGCUGAGAGAUUCUCACUAUAAUGAGCACUAUAUCUGAUUAGUUUUGGUAAAACCUUUUUUAUAUAAUCAUUAACAGAAUCUUUAUUACAGGACUAUUGCUUUUAGUGUUUCACACACAUUUGAAUUUAUACACAAGUUCCAAUAGUAUGGAAGAAAAUCAGGAACAGUAUUUACAAAAUAUAACUAUUUCAGGAGUGUUAUUUGGAAUUUAUCAUUUUAACAAUGGAAAGGAAAUGCCAUUCCCAUAUCCUGUUGUUAAAACCUCUCAUGCUAGACUAAUUCACUGGGCAUUUGAGAGACAAUAAGAUUUUCUCAGCACUGUACUAAAAUGGGAUGCCUACCAGGUAAAUUAAUAACUUAAUUACGAAAUUACCCUAUUCCUUGCACUACACCAAUCUCAACCUGACCAAUUUCACUACUGCCCAUUUCCCAGGUCCAAUUCUGUCAAUCUUCCAUCCCAAGACCCCACCUGAGUAACAGACCCUGACCUUCAUUGUCAGCCUCGUCCCACCCACCAAAGCACCUCACCAUCAAUAUCAUUACUCUUAUUCCAACAACUGUCUCCUGAGCAACCAUCAGCUCACCACUGCACCCUCAUCUUGGACGCAGCAGAGGCUCAUUUAGGCAUCCAGGCACAGGAGUGGGUGGCACUCUUUCAAGAGCAAGAUCUUGGGUAGAACUGACUCCAUCAGGAGACAAAACCCUGAACAGCCAUUUGCUGCAGUGGCCACCUACCAUACCUAUCAGAGUGCACAGAUUUUCUAGGCAUGAUUGUUUCUGUAAUUCACAGUCUUUCUGGAAAUGAUCCCAAGGCCGGAGAUCUUGUUCUGAUAAAUGCAUAAGGAUACCAAAUACCAAUACCAAACAUAUGGACUCUAAGAUUUUCAAUGAUAGGCAGGUAAGUUUGAAGGCAACAGAUAACCUAAGCGAGCAAAGAUUCAAGAUUGUUUAAUGUCAUUUCCAGUACAUGAGUGUAAAGGAGAACAAAAUAAUUGCUACUCUGGAUAUGAUUCAGCACAAAAAAAAACAAGAUAAGGAACACAAUAAUAAUAAUAAUAAAAAAACACGAUAAAUAUAAAUACAUAAUAUAGCUUGUAUAAAUGGAUUAAUUGUAUGUCCAUUAAGUGAUACUAGGCACGGGACUGUCUGUACAUAAGGUGACUGACAGGAAAUGAUAAAGGUAUUUGGGGCAUGGAGGGGUGGGUUAGUGGUUGGAGGUGUUGAUCAGUUAACUGCUUGGGGAAAGUAACUGUUUUUGAAUCUGGUGGUCCUGGUGUGACUAGUACAUAGCCUCCUCUCUGACGGGUCUGGGACAAACAGUCCAUGAGCACAAUGGGAGAUAUCUUUUAUGAUGUUACAGGCCCUUUUCUGACACUUUUCUGUAUAUAUGUACCUCAUGGUGGGUAGGCUAGUGCCAUUGAUGCAUUGGACAGUUUUGACUACCCUUUGCAGAGCCUUCCUAUCCAACACAGUGCAGUUUCCAUACCAGGCAGUGAUGCACCUUGUUAGGAGGCUCUCCACUGCGUAUCUGUAGAAUGACACGAGUAUAGAUGUGCAUUGUCCAGCUCUCUUCAGCCUCCUCUAAGUAGAGACAUUGCUGAACUUUCUUGAUUGUGUAGGAUGUGUUCUAGGACCAUGAGAGAUUCUGUGCAAUGUGCACUCCCAGGAGUUUGAAACUGCUCGCAGUUUCCACUGCCGUGCAGCCAAUGUAAAGAGGGACGUGAGUGGUGCGAGUUCUCCUGAAUUCAAUAACAACUCCUUCGUCUUGUUGAUAUUGAGGAAGAGGUUAUUUGCCUGGCACCAGUCCUCAAGCUCUUCCACCUUCUCUCUGUAGGCUGUCUCAUUAUUGUUGGUGAUGAGCACCACUACUGAAGUGUCAUUGGUGAACUUGACAAUGUGAUCACUCAGGUGUUUGUGUAGUCAUGUAUGAGCAGAGUGUACAGCAGUGGGCUCAGCACACAGCCCUGGGGGACACCCGUGAUGAGAAUGAUGGGGACGGAGAAGCCGUUGUGCAUCCUGACUACCUGAGGUCUGUUGGUUAGGAAGUCCAACACCCAGUUGCAUAGUGAUGUAUUUAGACCGAGGUGUUUGUUUACCAAGGUUUGUGGGACAGUAGUGUUAAAUACCAAAAUGAAAUCCAGAAAGAGCAUUUUGACAUAAGUCAAAUGGCAUAAGAUCUGGCAAAUGGAAUGCAAAGUGAAAAAGGUGAUCACAGAACUUUGAAAUACAGUGAAAUCUGGUUGACCUGUUUUAUGAAUCACAAAGGCCUCGCAAGCAGAUACUGCAAGUAAUUUGGAAAACUAACAGAAAGACAUUAUUAAUUGCUAGGGGAAUUAAAUACAGAAGUUGAAAGGUUAUAUAUUUCAUUGCUGAAGCAACAUCAGGAGUACCGUGCACAUUUCUAGUCUCCAAAUUUAAAGAAUGUUAUGAAUGCAUAGGAAGCUGUUCAAAGAGAAGCUUUGUGAAACGCAAAUCAGUAAUAAUCAGGUUAUCCUUUGAGGAAAGGUUGAGCAAACCAAUCUCAUUAUCCACUGGAGCGUAGAAGAGUGAAAGAGGACUUGGUUGAAACAGAUAAGAUGUACAGAGGUCUUGACAGGGUGGAUGUGGAAGGGAUGUCUCCUCUUGUGGGAAUCACUGUUUAAAAUAAUACGCUGCCUACUUAAGAGAGAGCCAUUUUUUUCUUUCAGAAGGCUAUGAAUGAUUAGAUUUCUUCCUUAAAGCAGAAUCUUUGAAUACUUUUAACCAGAGGUAGGUAGAUUAUUGAUUAGCAAGGGAUUAAAAGAUUACCAUAGUUGGAUAGGAACAUGGAGGUAAAUUUUAAAUCAAAUCAGACAUGAUGUUGUUAAAUGUCAGAAGAGACUUGGUGGGUCAAGUGGCUUGUUCCUAUUGUUAAUUCGUAUAUGUGAAUUGAAUCAUUCUUUUUUCCAAUAAGACACGAAUUCAAGCUGUGUGCAACUGGUUCUUGUUCAUACUCUAAGUUUCUGUUAGGCUACAGGACACUGCCUGAUCCAGUGGAUUCUGCUCAAUACUCAAUACAGCUGUGUGGAUCGUGUGGAUAGUCAGAGGCUUUAUCCCAGGACUGAAAUGGCUAUCACGAGAGGGCACAAUUUUAAGGUGCUCGGAAGUAAGUACAGAGGGGGUGCCAGGGGUAAGUUUUCUAUGCAGAGAGUGGUGAGUGCGUGGAAUGGGCUCCCAGUGACGGUGGUGGAGGUGGAUACAAUAAGGUCUUUUAAGAGACUCCUGGAUAUGUACAUGGACCUUAGAAUAAUAAAUGGCUAUGUGUAACCCUAGGUAGUUUCUAAAGUAAGUACAUGUUUGGCACAGCAUUGAGGGCUGAAGGGCCUGUAUUGUGCUGUAGGUUUUCUAUGUUUCUAUGCUUAAGAACUAGUCUUUUGAAUAUUGCAGAAACUUCCAAAGCCAAAUUCCAAGUUGAAGUUGAUGGUACUCUGUUUAUAAAACAACUGAGCAAAAUGAUUUAGCACCUCAGAGAUCAUCCCAGUGUAACAGAGAGGUCCAAACAAAUAUUGGAAAAUGAAAUCAUCAUCUUGUUUAUCAUUUCUUAUUCAAGUUGUGGAAAUUCAGAAUUAAAUCAAGGUUUUUAAUUUCAUAUCAUUGACUGCCUCAGCAAAUUUUCACCAUUAUUUAUUUUCAUGUGGUGUGAGAGAAAAAAAAGAGGAAAUGUUAACAUGAUAAAACAAUAGCUUAUAGGAACAAAGAUGUUUCAUAUAUGAAAUAAUCAGACAUUUUGAAUGACAGUGCAACUUCCAGGCAAUGUUGCUAUAUCUUGGAGUCUGGCUUGUAAAGCCGAGCUAUUGUUGUCCUGAUGUGCUGGCUUGCAUUAUGACCACACAUAUCCAUACAUCCUUGAUGUCAAAGUCUCUGACACACAAAUAUUUUGGCUGUGGAGUAUGUUUUCAUUCCAGACUAUCGAAAUUAAUUUUAUCUGUGUAAUAGUAAUAUUAUUUCCCAUGUGAAGAAGCAGAGCACCACCAGGAUGUCUAGUUUUCAAUUCCAUUCAACAAUCUUUUAUUCUAUUUAUUUAUUUUAUUGAGAUACUGAGUGGAAUAGGUCCUUCCAGCCGUUUGAGCCACGCCACCCCCAAUAACACCCGAUUUGAUCCUAGCUUAGUCAUGGGACAAUUUACAAUGACCAAUUAACCUACCAACCAGUACGUCUUUGGACUGUGGGAGGAAACCCAAAUGGUCAUGGGGAGAACGCACAAACUCCUUACAGACAGCUGCAGGAAUUGAACCCAGAUCUCUAGAACUGUAAAGCGUUGUGCUAACCACUGCGCUACUCUGCUGCCCAACUGAUUAAUGCCAAAAGCUUACAUAAAAUCUAUAAUUUACAGAUCUUAUCUACAUGGUUAAGAGAGAGAAGAAAAGAAAACACACACAUAAUUAGAGUUGUUAUAAGUGAACUGAAUGCACAAUGCUGACAUUUAAUAGGUGGUUAGAUUAUAAAGUUUUCUUUAACCAUUUUAGAUUUCAUGAGCACAAUGCAAAACUUAUUAGAAUAAUAAGUCAAAUUAAAUCCAUUUAAAAAUUAAAUUAACCUUUCUCACACUCACAAUCUCAAUUAUUUUCAGGCCUCUGAGUAAUAGUACUUGUUCCCUCUCUUCUAUUUCCUUUCUUCUUACAUUCUAUGAGUUUUAAUCAGAAAGAAAGCUUGACAUCACGAUCACUUUCUGAUUAUUUUUUUCAUCUUCAUUCUUACUCUUUUGAACCUGGUAUUUUUGCUAUCUGCAGCUGGUUUAUGAAUAAUAUAUUUUUAAUAUUUUUUUAUUUUUAGGGAUCAUUUUGUAUGACCUGUUGAGAACCUAGGAUAUUAUCAUGAGUACUUGUAGGCUAACUAUCAUGUAGGUGAGUUUCACAAGCAGUGGAGACUUACGCACCCUUGACUCAGUCAUCUGUGUCAUAAUCUUUGCCAAGCCUGUACCCUCACACAGUCAGAAUAGUAACUCCUUAAAGCUGAGAUAGCACUUGAUGCUGAAAACAGUUUGACAAGGCAAUCGACAGCUAGUCAAUUAAACAAUCAGAGCAAAUGACAGUGUCUUAUUUUUUUCCUUAACUGGCUCUCUAUGACUGAACCCUCUUUCAGAUCUUAAAGCAGUAUGAAUACACAAUUAUUACUGAUGAUUCUGUAGUAAAAUUGAUUAUUGAUAAAUUAAAAACAUAGCUCAGCUUUUCAGACGAUAUUUCAGCAGACUAUAUCUCCUUGAAGUGAAUGGUUGUCAAUAUCUACACAGAUAUUUGUCCUUUCAUCCAAUCCUGGUUCAUGCUUAACAUUGGUUUAAAAUAAGCAUGCAUGACUGUUUUAUCCUCUUCCAAACUGAUUUCAAUUUAACACAUUUGCAUAUUGAUUUAUAAUUUAAAACAAUGCAGACAAAUUUAAACGAUCAGGUCUUGGAGAUAUUUCUUGCAACAAAUGCACUUCAAUCAUGACUAAUGUUUAUGAUAUCAUUAAGAUUUAGCUUCUAACUAAAUGCAGAGAAACAGAGGAAGAGUGCCCACCAUUACUCACCAAACCAGAUGGAAAAUUAAAGCCAGUAAUAAUAUUUUCCACCAUCACUAUGGCCAGGUAACUCCAAUUGAAAUGUGACAGCAUUGCUCCAUAUAACAAUUACAGCACAGAAACAGGCCAUCUCGGCCCUUCUGGUCCAUGCCAAACUCUUACUUUCACCUAGUCCCACCGACCUGCACUCAACCCAUAACCCUCCAUUUCUUUCCUGUCCAUAUAGCUAUCCAAUUUAACUUUAAAUGACAACAUCCAACCUGCCCCAACCACUUCUACUGGAAGCUCGUUCCACACAGCUACCACUCUCUGAGUAAAGAAGUUCCCCCUCAUGUUACCCCUAAACUUUUGCCCUUUAACUCUCAACUCAUGUCCUCUUGUUUGAAGCUCCCCCACUCUCAAUGGAAAAAGCCUAUCCACGUCAAUAGUCAAUAGUCAAUAGUCAGUGAUAAUUCACUUUCUAUUAUUUACUGGGUCUUUUUAUUAUUGAUUUUAAAAUAACAAUGACAAACCAAUGUAUCUUAUAGAAAUAAUAAAAAUAAAUAGUUUAUUGAUCUCAAUUGGGAAAUUCUUUCAUAACAGCAGCAACAUUUAAAAACACACUUAACAGUGUGAAUACAAGCUUAUACUUACUUUUACUACUAAAUAUCUAAAUUAAAAACAAAAUGGUCAGGAUUCAUCAAUGGCCAUGUAUUUUAAGAAGAGUUAAUAUUAAAGGUAGUUGUCUGCUUUAAGACUGAGUGCACCUGCUUCAUUUCCUUUUGUCUUUGCUCUGAGGUAUUUGCUGCUGGCCUUGAAUUUCGAAUGCAUCGAGAUGGCACAUGUUCAAGAUGGUAUUUUAUUAAAACUGUAAAUUAAAAUCCUUAGUUCCCUUUAUAUAAAUUAAAUCAGGUUAGGAUGAACAAUGAAAUGGAAAAAUCUAUAGUUUAAUUGUGAAAAUACAGAAAGACUUUCAUGUGCCAUAAAUUAAGUUCUGAGGCUGCAAUAACUCAUUUUCCAAAAUUUAUUCUGAUAACGUCUCUCUGCAGCUGAACUAAUAAUUUUCUACACCACCUCAUUUGUAUUUGAAAUUCAGAAGUAAAAUAAAACUUCAUGCUUUACUUUUCUUUAAAAUUCCUGUCUUUAAUUUUUAAAAGCAGGGCAACUACUCUACGCAUUUUUAGUAAAUGUGAUUCUAGCUUCCAAGCACAAGUUUGCAAGGUAGAAUUUAGAUUGCAGUUCAGUUCCUGUGCUUUGAGGAUUAGUUACCCAUUUUACUUAAGCAUCAUAUCUAAUUUGAAGACCAACAUGAAGUUGUGACCAAUAUCUCUUUCUCAGGCAAGAUCAGUUAAUUGUUUUCUUAUUAAUAAGAUGAUUCUAUUCACAGAUUUUCUUUUACAAUUCUGGUGCUCCAUGUGGAUUUGUUCUGGGUCCACUGCUCUUUGUGAUUUUUAUAAGUGACUUGGAUGAGGAAGUGGAGGAGUGGUUUAGUAAGUUUGUUGAUGACAUGAAUGUUGUAGGUGUUGUCAAUACUGUAGAAUGUUGCUGUAGGUUACAAUGAGAUACAGACAGGAUGCAGAGUUGGGCAGAGAAGUGGCAGAUGGAGUUCAAUACAGUGAAGUGUGAAGUGAUUCACUUGGGAAGAUCAAACUUGAAGGCAGAGUACAAGGGGAUUGAGUUUAAGAGCCACGAGGUUGCAGCUCUAUAAAACUCUGGUUAAACCACAUUUAUAGUAUUGUGUUCAGUUCUGGUUGACCUAUUAUAGGAAGGAUGUGGAAGCUUUAGAGACAGUACAGAGGAUAACACCUGGAUUAGAGAACCUGCCUUAUGAGCAAAGAUUGGGUGAGCUAGGGCUUUUCUCUUUAGAAUGAAGAUAGAUGAGAGGCAAAUUUAUAGAGGUAUAUAAGAUUAUGAGGGGCAUUGAUAGGGUGGUCAGUCUGCAUCUUUUUCCCAGGGUGGCAAUGGCCAAUGCUGGAGGACAUCCAUUUAAGGUGAGUGGAGGCAAUUUAGGGGAGAUAUCAGAGGUAGUUUUUUUUUUUUUAAAUAGAGUAAUGAGUGCCUGAAAUGAACUACCGGGGCUGGUGGUAGAGGCUUAUACAACAGGGAUAUUUAAAAGACUUUCAGGUAGGCACAUGUCAGAAUUCAGCACAAGAAAUGACGCAAGCUUAGUAUUUAUAAAAAUGAUGAUUUAAGUCUCUCUUGCUAUUAUCUGUUUCAUUCAGAAGGCUGGCUCGAAAUUCCAACAGUAUCCGCAGAAAUUUUAACACUGUUUGAUUAACUACAAGCAGAAAGUUGCCUAUAUCUGGUAAAAAUGUAAAAUAUUUAAAUAAUUACACUGUGAUCUCAUUCAUUUAUACAUUACAUGCGUUUAGUUAAUUAUGGCAUUUGAUACUUCAUUGAAAGUCCAAAAUUCGAGAGCCUCCACAAAUAAUUAUUAUAAUUUACCAUGUACCCAAGGAACUGGAUGUGAUCAAAAUUGUUCCAGACAUAAUCAGUGUUGUCACCAUAUCAGGCUGCUCAGACAUGAGCCUGCUAUGUAUAUGCAACAUAGUGGCUGAAUAGCUCCAUUGAGAUAUCUUAGGACUAAAUGAUUUAGCCAGAAAAUAACCGAGUUGCAAACUGCAGUAGUUGGAGUUACACUUGGACCAAUACUCUAAGACUGCAGUUCCUUUGUAAAGAGGAUAUAAACAUUCUGAAGUGAAUUUAUGGUUUCACAGAACCAUUGAGACUAACGCUAUUUUAUUUUAAGUGUGCACACAUUUUCACAUAAUGAACAUUUGAUAUUUUUCACAGAAGAAACCCUUGGGGACUCAGUCAUUGAAUAUAUUCAAAGCUUUUAGAUAUUUAGUUAUAAGAUCAGUUAAGAGAAAUGGCAUCAAGUUAGAAGAUUAGGCAUAAGGGGCAAAAUUAUCUCCUCCUGCUUCAAUUUCUCAUAAAAUUAAAUGAUAUACAAUAAAGAUUGAUUUUACCAUUCAAGUAUUGUCAAAGUAAACAUUCAGCUGUGAAAGAUAUAUCAAUAUUGCUGAAUUUAUAAAUGUUAUUCAGUACUCUUUUCAUUCGUUUGCUUGUAAUGAGCCAGUAGAGACAGAAGAGAUUGUCAGAAGCACCUCAGUGAUAAAGUAAGGAGCUAUACUGAUUUAGAAAGCCUAGGCUUCUAUACUUAUUGAGAAUUGAAAUGCCACAAUGCCAAGUUGUAAGAUUGAAUUUAAUAAUUUUUUGAACUAGCACCAUAACAUAAUCAUUAAAAUAGCUUGAUUAUUCUUAAAAUAUUGACCAAUUCACUACUGUUCUCCGGACGUUCAAAGUUCAAACUACAUUUAUUAUCAAAGUAUGUACACAGUAUACAACCUUGAGAUUUGCCACAAAACAAAGAACACCAUGUAAGGAAAAAACCCACACUAGAAGACCAGAAAACAUAUGAAAAAAGAGCAAAUUGUGCAAACAACAAACAGUGAACAAAUAACACACAGAACAUUAAACUUCAAACUGCAAAGUCCCCAAAAGUGAGUCCACAACCACAAGCUGUCGAGGCAAGUGAGGCCAAUGGCUGUGGCCACAGCCACCAAGUCAGCCAGUUCAGCAUUGUGUCUGGCAAUGGCCAUAGGCCAAAGCCAUAGAUCCAGUUCUACGCCAAAGCGCCUCGAUCAAAUUGUGCAAAUACUAAAGCGUAUUCAGUGUUGAGACAUUAAACAUUGAACCACAACCAAAAGUGAGCCCACAGCCAUGAGCCAUCAUACUUCUUACUGAUCAAAUUUUGCAGCUUAGGACCCAAGACUCCUGCACCUUCUGCUGGCAGCAGCGAGAGGUAGUCCAGUCAAAUGCAGGCAGAGGGCUCUGAACACCCGUUCAUUUUCCACUCUCGUCCUCGUCGAUUUUAAUCUUGCUCAACACUUCAGUCAGCAUGGGCUCAUGGUCCGCAAUUAGGAAUUGACACAGCCACCCCCAGCAAUAGCUGCACGACUUGCCAAAUCCCCCAGGGGAUCACUGAAGCACCAGAUCAUUCCCUCGGCCCAAAAAUACAUCCAUCAAGGGGAAAUUACAGGCCGCAAUUGAUCACAGAUCAGGAAAAGAAGAACAAGUAUAUUUAGCAGAAGAAGAGUAGCCAAUAGUUUUGUAAGCUUUCUACCAAAAGAACACUAAACAUCAAACUGCAAAUUCCCAAAAGUACCUUUUCUUGUCAAAAGAAAAAACUAUCACCACAAUACAAUAUGAAUUACAUGUAAUUCCACUCAUACACGUAGACUUGAUUUUAAUGUAUUCAGUGCAGUUUUAUGGAAAGAUAAACCUACACUUAUUUGGGUCAUGCUGAAAUUGUGACAUCAACAUUAUUCUCAUAUUGAUUUUUUAAAUUCUGAAUUUGAAAUGAAAACACUCCUGUAUUGUUCCUUGAACCCCUGCAAACUGAAUUUAUGAAGAUAACAAGUUGGAGCUGGACCAAGAAUCAUUUUACUAGCAUGUUAAGAGUAUAAGCUAGCUACCAGAAAACAGAGAAUGUGAAUAAAUGAGACUUUUUAGGUUAUUUGGAUGUAAAUAACAGUUCUUCAUUGAGAUCAUCACUAGGCUUCAACAAUUUAAAUACUAUUUUAAUCAAUGAAGGAAUAAAAAGAGUUUGGAAUGAGAAAUGGAAAGAUUAAGCCAGUGCAUAAAAAAAUUACCAAAUGAACUUUAAUGUGGGGUAAAUGAGAUUUUGUAGAAAGAACAGAAAACAAGAAUAUGGUGACAGGCUACAGGUUGCUGUAGUACAAAGAAAUCUUACAUGUCUCGAACAUGAAAUACAAGAAAUUAGUUGGGAGGUACAACAAAUAAUUAGGAAGUAAAAUGGAAAAUUGGCUUUUAUUGCAAGGGGGCGGAGUAUAAAUUAGAUUGGAGGCCAUGAUCGGGUUACCCAUGAGCUUACUGAAUAGCAGAGCAGGAGUGAGAGACCAACUUCUUGUGUUCCUGUGCUCAGAGACAAGUGCAUCCACUGUCAAAACUCAUCCACGAUUGAUAAACUCAAUAUUGAUAUACCUUUCUCAGUAUAAUGUUUACUCUGACAAUACUUGCUGGUGAAAUGAUAAAUUCUUGGUAACAAGGGUCACUUUGGAGUAGAAGUUUACGAGCUGAAGAAAUCAACGGGCAGGUAAUUUGGGCAAAAUUACAACUAUAUCAGAUCAAUGACAGUUUAAACAGUCAAAGAUAAAAUGUGUCAAAUAUAUGAUAGCAUUUCAAUUUCUACCAAAAUCACGUCAAAAAUUCUUGAAACUACAGUACAAAACAGCAUUUUAGGAAGUAUAUCCACGGUAACGUGAUCUUCCAUUACUUGGAAAUUUCAUACUAAAUGAACUAUUGAUGUUAACAUUAUGUAUCUGUUCAUCUGAAAGUAUUCACAUAUAGGAACCCAACAGAUUUGUAAGAAAUAAUAUUUUUAAAAUUAACUUCAUCUGUUUGAUUUUGAAAAGAACACAAGAAUCACGUGUAACCUAGAACUAUUUUCAUACAAUCUUCCAUUGAUGAUAGGAAGAAAAAAUAUUUAAAUGCACUUAAAUUAUUUAAAUAGGAUUAAAAUUAAAUUACCGGAAGAUCAGAAAUUUACUUUCUUGUUGAAAGUUAUGGUCUUAAAAUUUUAUAUGCAAAUUUAGUGACUGAAGAUAUUACUGUUAUGGUUGUGUAGAUUGCUGUGGAUUUGUGGCUGCACUCAACAUUCGACCAUGGUCACACUAACCUUUUGCAACCAUGUGGCUCCCAAUAACGUUGAAAGUUCACUGUAGCAGCUAUGCUGUGACUGGCACCAGGUUUCCUGCAGUGCAAGGUGAGGUCCGAUCCACAGACUGCCCUGCUGAUUUCGUGACAGCUUGCCUUUCCUUAAAGGCUAUUUCAUUACUUCCACAUGUCCUUGUUCAUCAGAAACAAUUGAAAAUAAAUAAUUUUCAACUUUUAAAAUGAAUAAUAAAAAAUAAAGCUAAUUUAAAACUUCAAUUAACUGUCAUAACUUAAUUAAAGCAUCAAUAUUAAUCAAGCUAAAGCAAGAUGAUAAGUAAACUCAUUAAUUUUUCUUUUUAAUGAGGUUCAGCACCCCAUUUAACUAAAAAGGAACACGUAAGAUCCUCCACUUCUGACUGGCAUAAGGGUAAGGAGCAGGAUGCGAAACGUAUCGAGCCUUUUAUCUUUGGGCAUUAUGACAUCCUUUGCCCUCUAUGUUGCAAAGCAUAGUCUGGAACAUACUGUGGUGCACAGUGCAGCUCGUUGGCAGCAUGAUCUGGCCCGUUAAAAACUGAAAAUGCUGGAAAUAAUCAAUUGGUCAGGCAACAUCUGUAGUAAGAGGAACAAUGUUAGUAUUUCAGGUUAUAGGCGUUAAAUCAGAUUUCACCUAAUCUUAGUAAACAACUGGCAUGGUUAAGGAAUUUAAAUGAACAAGUAAGCUGUUUGGUUUUGCUCAGAAGUAACCAUUGGCUGAGAGAGCCUCCAACUCUCCCACCUGUCAGUUGACUUAACCACUAUUUCUUCCCGCAAGCCACAAUGGAGCUUCACCAUAUUCUGCUCUUUGUGGGUAUUUUUUGGAAAAGGGGAUUGUUUGAAAGUCUCAUGCAGACUGAUUUUAUUUUUAUUGAUUUUAUUUAGACAUACAGUGCUGAAUAGGCCCUUCCGCCCCUUCAAGCUGCACCGCCCAGCACAACCCUAACUUAACCCUAGCCUAACCAUGGGACAAUUUACAAUGAUCAGUUAAUCUACUGACUGGUAUGUCUUUGGACUGUGGGAGGAAACUGGAGGUCCUGAGGAAAACCCACCCAUUCCACAGGGAGAGCACAGAAACUCCCUACAGACGAUGUCGGAAUUGAACUCCAAACUCCAAUGCCCUGAGCUACCAUGGCGCCCAUUUAUUGUCGACAACAUGAAUGGACCAAUUUGAGGACACAUGGAGGAAUACUAUUUUGUCCCUUAACAGCAUUUGCUACGAUAGUUGAAGAAGGAUUACUUAAUAGUAAAUUUUAGGAAGAUAUUUAUUGUGGAAGAAGAAUCUUAAUUAUUUUAAAUUGGUUCACCAAUACAUUCUUUUUUGAUACCAAAGAGAUUAAUUACAAUUAUAGUUUUAUAAUGGUUCUGAUCAACGUGACAUUUAGCUAUCCAGAACUCUAAAAUAAAUGACUUAAUUGCUGUUAAAAUGACCUACUAAAAUGAAUUCCACAAGAUUAAUAGCAGCCUUUCAGAUGAGCUUCCUUUCUAAAUUAUUUUAGAAGAGAAUGAUAGUUGUCAUCUUUUUUCCAGUGGUUCAUGCCUUAUUUUUAUCCUUGACAUAAAUCCAACUGAUGUUUCAACAAAAUUCCCAUAUGGCACCUGCAAGUAUUCUGCUUUCUGAAGUCAAUUUUUAUUAUUUCAGACAUUUUCAGCAUGCUUUCCAGCUCUUACUAUCUCCUUAGGAGAAAAAAAAGGUUGCUUAAGUUCCCAGAAUGUCCUAAAUGUCUUUAGGCUUGCAUGUCAAUUUGUAACCAUAAAGUAAGAGUUCAAAUCUUGGAAUUUGAUUGGCCAGUUAUAAUGCCAUCAAAUUAAAGGAUCCUGUACUGCAGGAGGGGGCUAUUUGUCUACCUUGCUGAUACUGACUCCAGUCCCGUCCAGUUUGCCUCCAUUCCCGUCUCUUUCCUCACAGCACUGCAGCAUUUCUUCAUGUAUUCAUCUAUCUGCCUCUCUGGCUUUUAUUACUUUGUUGUCUUCUGUUACACUCUUACUCUCUUUGUAUUUAUGCCUCAGGCUGUUCCACUAAAUAAAGCUUGCAAUGUAGUUAAGGUUGUUAAAACCAGUAUGACCAUUUGCUGUGUCACGCAUGCAACACCAUGGGAGAUCCACUGUAGCAGUAUAUGCUUAUUCUGGGAGCUCCAUUGCUUUAAUGGAGUAGCCUGAGGUAGCGAGAUCUCUGACUUCUUUAAAAAACAGUUAAGGACAGAUUGGAAUACACUCAAGAAAACAGAAGGAGUAAGACAUUCUAGCCUGCCCCACUGUUAAAUAUGAUCAUGACUGAUCUACCAUACGCCUCACAUAUUCUACACGGACCUUAAUUCCCUGAUUUUUUUCAAAGAUUUAUCUGUCUUCCCCCAUUAAAUACUUCCAGUAAUCUACCCCUACAGUUCCCAGGGGUAGAGAAUACCAGAAAUCCCCCAUCGUUAGUUAGAAAAUAUACCGAUGCACCUCAGAGUUAAAUUCUCACCCUUUUUCUUGCAAAUGUGCCUGCUUAUUCAAGAUUCAAGAUUUCUCUACCAGAGGAAACAUUACAUAUUUCAACAUCUAUCUUCCCUCCUGUAACACUCCUGUAUUAUCUUAUAUAUUUCAAUAAGAUCACUUCUUUUCUUCACAACUCCAAAACAUACAGGUGUAAUUUUUUAAGUAUCUUAUGGAAUAGCCACCCUUUCAUCCCAAGAAUUAACCUUGUACUCUCUUCUGGACCGUCCCCAAUGCUAAUAUAUAUUUUCUUAGCUAUGUGGACCAGAACCUUGUACAAUUGUAACAAUACUCUAUUUUAAAACUGCAUGCUCCAAUAAAUAAAGGCCUAUUAACCAUUAUCUUCUUUAUUUCUUUCACUGGCAUGAUGAAUUAUUGUGUUUACACCUAAAUCCUUCUGAAUUCUACUCAGUUACAUUCUCUCUCCAUUGAGGUAACAGUGCUGAACAAGGGUCUCGGCCUGUAACAUCAACUGUUUAUUCAUUUCCAUAGAUGCUGCCUGACCUGCUGAGUUCCUCCAGCAUUUUGUGUGUUGCAAUAGUUUGCUUUAGUUUUAGAUUUAAUAUUUUUCUUGACCUCCUUUGUUAAUCACUGAUGGUUCUUUUUUCUCAUUCCGCUUUCUAAUUGGAAUAUUUUUUCGUAGCAUUCUGAAAUAGUCACUUUAAUACCUGCCUCUACCUUUCCUUUAAACAGUUUUGCCAGUUUACUGUAUUAUUUUUCUUCAUACUUUUGUAUUUGCCCUUUCUAAUAUUGGGAACACAGGUUUUGGACCCAAGGUGUUUGCCCUUAAACUGUAUCUGGAUUUCUAUCAGGUUAAAGUGACUAUUUUUCAGAGGAUCCUUUACUGUAAGAUCUGUAAGACUGUCCUUGGGUGGGUUCCAUAGGGACCCUUGCACGUUUGAUUAAUCCAGUCAGUAUGCAAAUGAAAAUCAUCCAUAAUAAUUGUAUGGUCUGUAUUGGCAUAAAGUUCAGGCGUUCCAUUACAGCAAUGUUUGUGCCAUGAUGUGGAUUGAAGCUGUGUCCUGUCUGACACAUAACAUUUAAUUGCUUUGGAUGCAAGAAUUUUGAUCCCCCAACAACUGCUCCCACCCCUCAGCAGCUAAGUUACAAUGUAAAACUGAAUAGUGAUUUUUUUUCAAAUACUAAUUUAAGACACCUUGGUUGUUUUUUUUUAGAGAUUUGUUGUAUGUCUUUUACCUCCAGUUAUUUAAAAUCUUGAAUCAACUCUCAAUGACUGGCUGCUUAAAAAAUGUCACUGCUUAUAUGAUAAUUUACAGAUUAGUAAUUGCAUUAAUCCAUAACUGCUGGAAAAAAUAAAUAAACUCGUUAUUUGAUCAGAUCUACUCCUUCUGUUGGAACCAUUUCGCAUCAGUUGCUAAACUGAGUAAUAUUAUCUGCCCAAAGUGAGCAUGGUGAAUUUUAUUCUCUGAAGAUAAUAACACAUUUGAAAUUUAUAGUUAUAUGAUGUGAAUCAUCUACUUUUCAUGGUACUGCGCAGUGACACUUAUGAAAAACCGAAGGUUGCUAAUAAAACCAGAAAGUCUGCUGGAAAGGCACAACAGAUUAAUCAGCAUUUGAAGAAAUCUAUUCAUCUGACAGAGCAUGAUGAGGCAGGAGAAAGCUGUAACACUUGGCUGAUUUACAGUUAUGGCUGUAUUGGACCAAUAAAUCUUCUCAAUUGCAAAUUUGUUGAAUGUUUUGCUUUAUCAAAGGUAAUCAUGUUAACGUCUUUAAAACUAUUUAUUACUGUGUGAACAUGUUUGCUUCACUGGUUGAACUGAGUAUUUUUCAGAUAUUUUCAUUCUAUGCCAAGAUUUGUGGUACUUGCCAGAUAACAAAAGGCCAACAUAUCACUUCCAGUGUCUGGAUUAAAAUUCAGCCCACACAGGUGGGAUGAAAUUCUCUUUUGUCUUCUGGGGUCCUGUGUCUUUGAACAGUUUCAAACUAGUUCCCAGAAGGUUUGAGGCUAUUGUGCAAAAUCACACUCAGAGAGGUCACAGGAUGGCUGAGAAGACUGCUGCUCUGGACUUCAAUCUCAGGCACAAUGAGGGGGUACGAAGAGAAGCUUUCCCUAUGCCUAGCUGCUCAGGGACUGUUUAAUGCUGAUAUAGGGAUCCUGUGAUGUAAUUCCAUCUCAAAAAAAUCGUUCACCUUGAUGAACUGUGCUGGGCGAUUAAAGUGAAGACCUUUUCCUCCAUUGGGGAGACUUUAUCAACACUUUCUUGCUUACCUGCAGUGAUUAAGAAUGAAAGGCUUGUUAUCCAAGAGGCAAUUCUGGUGUCACUUCUGAAAUCCAACAAACACUCUGACCCUCCCCUCUGCUGCAACCUUUUUUUUUGCCAAGGAAUUCCAUUGUGUAGUUCGUACAUUUUAUGCACAGAUGAUUGAUUAGCUAGAGGUGGAGCAUCACAUUCUGUAUGUGUAAUGUGAAUUUGAAUCAUGGGCUUCUUGCAAGGUGAUUACACCUGCACAAGAAUGCUGAUGAGUGUACAGCGUUCUACUGUUUGGCAUGUAAGGAUAUUUCGCAACACUGCUAUGAAAUUGGAGAAACAAUGUGACCUUCAACAGGAAAACGAGGUCAUAUUUUCCAGAUGAAUGACUGCUUAAAUAUCCUCGUGUUGUUAUUAGGGAGUCCUCUACAGAAGCUAAGCUUUUUCACAGAUGACCCUUACUUCACUGUGAUCAAGACAAGGCCUUUUUCUUUGGAGGUUUAGUGAAGGACAGUCAACUCUGGCAUCUUCCAGGUUUCUAUCUCUAUCCCUACAAUGUCCAACCAUCCUUCAGAGGCAUGGAGCCUCCACUUCCAAAUCUAGUCUGCAUCGCCUGGUUUGAGUAUUCCACAAGGCCCAGUAUUCAGCCCAACAGGAAGGCAUUUUGCUUGUUGAGAACUGCCAAAUUAAGAGCUCCUGAUGUGGUAGGAAUAUCACACUUGUAAGUUUGUGCUUUCCCCAUGACUCUCGAAACUGCCCUCUCUUUAUCAUGUCUAGCUAUACUGAAGUCCCAAGGAUCAUCCCACCUCGUACCUGCUAAGUUUGAAAUACCACUCAUCUGCAACCCCAUGAUUAACUGGUUUAGUUAGCCUCUGCAGCACUAUCUAUGUCAGAGAGCUCUACAGCAGAGAACCAAGCCUUUCGGCUCAUCUAGCUCAUACUGAGCUGUUAUUCUGCUUGUCCCAUCAACCCAUACCUGGACCACACCCCUCCAUCCCCUCCCAUCUAUAUUCUUAUACAAACCUCUCUUAAAUGUUGCAAUGUCUGUUGGGAAGUUUAGCUCCUUGAGUUUUUCUUAUUUUUUUAGGCUUUUAAUGAUAGCUAGACUCUGAAGUCCUCCUACCUUUUUGUUUUCAAACCUUCAGUGUUACCUUGUAUUUUCUCAUUGUUAGAAUUAAGACAAUCAUAAUUUUCUUACUAAAGACCACUUGUUCGUAACUAUCUGAUUUAAUUUAUAAACCUUUUAACACAAAUGCCAGUGUGUCACUAGUCAAUAAUAUACUUUGCAGAUCCUGUUUUCUCAUGAUAAAUUAAGAUCAGAGUAUGAAGACUAUUAUUUUACCACCCUGUCUUUUGGUCCAUGUGCAUAUCUAGCAAGGCUGCAUGCCAGCAACAAAGACAAAAAUGUGCCUUUCACAGAACAACCAUUUUCUUUUAUAAAAAGUGGAAUCAUAUAUCCUAUCACAUUAACAUUCUGAUAGACUCUUAAAACGAAAAGUGAAAUUUUAGAAAGUACAUCAUAAUAUGGAGUCAGUCAAAGAACACAGAAGAGUACAGCACAGGAAUAGACCCCUCAGUCCACAAUAUCUGUGCCAACCACAAUACUACAUUUAACUACAUCUCUUCUGCCUGUACACAUACCUCCAUUCCAAUGCAUAUACAUGUGUCUAUCUAAAUCAGAACCAGAACCAAUUUUAUAAUCACUGUCUUGUACUACAAUCUUUCUGCAGUGGUAGUACAGUGCAAAGAUAUAAAAUUAGUACAAAUCAUAAAACAAAUAAAAAAAUUACAAAAGAAGAAAUAAUGAGGCAGGGUUCAUGGAUUAUUCAGAAAAUCUGAUUGCAUGUUGUUAUCAGGCUCCUGUACCCCCUCCCUAAUGGCAGUAAUGAGAAGAGGGCAUGGCUCAGAUGGUGAGAGUCCUUAAUGAUGGAGGUAUCACCUCUUGAUGGUGGGAAAUGUUACGCUUUUGAUGGAGCUGAUAGCAGCAUCUUGUGCACUGCAACGUCCAUACCAGGCUGUGAUAUAACUGAUUGAAUAGUCUCCACCAUACAUCUACAGGGAUUUGCAAGAGUCUGUGACAUACCAAAUCUCCUCAAACUUCUAACAAAGUAAAGCUGCUGGCAUACCUUCCUCCUGAUUGCAUCAAUGCAUUGGAUCCAGGAUAGAUCUUCAGAGACAUUGACACCCUAGAAAUUUAAAACUACUCACUCUUUUCAGCACUGGUACCUCAAAGUGGAUGGACUGGUGCGUGCACUCCCAACUUCCUCUUUCUGAAGGCCACUUUAGUAUCUGCUUCCACCACUACUCCAGCAGCCCACUUCAGGUAAUUACCUCGGCUAGAAUCAUUUCAUCACCUUCUGAGAUGCCAAUUUUCAAUGCAAUCAUCUGAGCGAUAUCUACCCAAAGUGGUUAUUUCAUCAUUAUGUAUUUCUUCAUUUAUUGUAACAUUAUCGUAAUGCCUGUAUGAACAGCAGAUGAUCUAUAAUUUUGUGUGAAGUAAAAAUGAUUCCAACUUAGAAACCAAGGUAAGGUGAAUUUGGAAAAUGAAAAUAGGACUCAAGGUUUUUGGACUGAGAAAGAUGAUGAAACUUCAUAGCUCAUUCCUGUCAGGAUUACUCAUUCCAUUUCAGUAUUUUUGUUCUGCCAGAUCUAUAUUUCAUAUAUUUCUUUCACUAAGAUUUCCAGUACACCUCGUCCUGGUAAUUGUGCAUGGAGAUUCUGCAAAGAGCUAUCCAUAUUGUCUGUUCAAUGGUGAACUAAACUGAUCAGUUUCAACAGCAAUCUUGGCAUCAGUUCGGUGGGAUUCCAACACUAAGGUAUAUUGUGGCUGUGUGACUUCUCCCCAAGGAGCAAAAUAAAAGUGGUUGUAGUUCAGUCAUUGGUAGCGUGGCAUAAGUUAUCUUGUGUUUUCAACCUCCAGCAUGGUUAUAUUUCUCAUAUUUAACAUGGUGUUUUGCUGUAAUUUGCAAAUACCAUUGAAUAAGUGUGUUGGACAAUCCUAGAUUUAAGAUUAGGUUGAAUUUAUUUUAACGCACAUAAGUAUGUGGACAAAUAACCUUGGCCAUGUCACUUACUUACCAAAACACUACCAGUAGCUGAGUGUUUUGAAUUUUGUCCUGCUGCACUAAACAGAUAGCAAGGACAUCUGGCAUGCACCUUGGAAACACCUGGCAUGCUUCUUUAUGAAUGCAUGCAUGAAACUAUUAGACCACCAGUGUAGACAGCCAUUUUAAUUAAUAGCUAUUUGGCUUUUGCAUUCGCUUGCUGCCAAUGUAUUAAUACAGGCUGAAUAAAUAAAACUAAGCUUUCCUUGGAACAGAUAUUAUCAGUUCUUUCCCAACUCCAGGGCCGUCCCAGAAGUCAACACAAGAUAAUGUCGGUGGUUUCUGGGAUAUGUAGUUACUUUUUCCCUUCUCCUCCUCACCAACCCUUGUACCUAAUAGAAAUUCAUUGCAACAGGAUUUAAAUGAAGCCAUAUCAUAAAACUAAUUGAUCAUUUCCAGUGUUUGAGCAGUGUAUUUGUUUCCAAAUCUCUUUUCUACCCACUCAGAAUUUAAAAUUAGAACUGUGCUGGUGAGACGUUGCAACAUAAUUGUCCACUACAUUCUGCUAAUUGAAUGCAAAGAAAGAAGUGCUGUCCUAUUACUGCCUUUCUUUGAAAACAUUUUGGUGAUAAUUGUUUAUUUAUAGGUCCCAUCUGACACUCCUAAACACAGGGUCAAACACUUAUUUUGAAGAUAUUCAUAUCUGCAAAUGCACCAAAUUAGACCCAAAGUUUCAGGUAGUUUUAUGAAAAUUACCUUAUCCGUGGGGAUUUCAGGGUGAAUUUGUGGAAAGCCUUGCGCCAUUCCCACUCUCCGACUCUCCUCCUGUAAAUAGGGCCAUAUGCAAGCACUGGUUAGAAAAGAAAUUCAAUCCAUACAGAAGUUGAAUUGCAUUAAAAAAAAGUACCAAGCUUUUCAUUAGCUUUUCAUUGAAUAAACUUGGUCAGACUUUUCUUUCCAUAAAUUAACAAUUCACUGUUAAUGAGAGUGAAUUUAUAUACAAAAUAUGGUUUAAAGGAUUUACAUCACCAAUAUUCAAUUAUUUACAAUGCUUUAAAUACUAAAUAUUUUAAUGAGUAAUAUCAUUAAAAUAUGCAUAAAGGAUUGCUUUGAAAUUUUAUCCUGUCAAGAUCUUAAUGAACCAACAAUAUUUGACAUAGACUGAGUUUAAUGGUCUAUUUGUAUCAUUACUGCUGUUGUUCCAAGUGUGGCCAAAAUAAUAAUAGCUCCAUACAAGUCAUGGGUUAAGCCAAGGGUAGUUGUGAGUGGCUUACGUUAGGAAGCAUGUUAAGGCAAACAAGCAGAAAAAAAAGGUAAAGACAUAGAGAAGAUCAAAGUCUUAAUCAUCAGGCUAGUUUAAAGAAACUGGGUCUGCAUUAAUACAGAAAAUACAGCUUAACCCCUGACACCUACUCCUCAUUAUAUUGGCACAUUCUACUCUCAAGAAAAACACUUUUUAACAUACUGAUUUUUCCUAAAUCCAUAUUUGGAUUAUUUAUGCUCGCUUUGGCUUUGCUAUAUAGUACUAUGGCAUCCUGAAGGAAGAAGAACUUUUGGAACAGAGUGAUCAGGUCAGGUGAAUCAUACAAUGUGAUCAAGUGCAGCUCACUAGCAAUGGCCCUCAUCAACUUGUUUGCAGACUCUGUCGCUCCUCUGUGAACCUCACGGUGCAAUUGCACUUGGGCUUCGGCUAUCCUCUGCAAAUCCUGCCCUUCUCUAAGGUAACACUGGACAUUUCUGCCAACUUCAUCUCAAAAAACUCCCCUAUCAAAGCUAUGUACUAAAGGCAAUUAAAGUGACAGGAAUAGACAUUCUUGCAUGAGUGAGAUCCAGGAAACCACAAGUUCAGCAUCAAUGAAAUGUUAAGUGAUAAAUGCCCACUUUCACUGUACUGAAGAAUCCCAUGUUACAAAGGAAUACAGGCACAACUUUCUAAAGGAUAGUGAAUUUGCCUUAUUAACAUAUUAGUGUGCAUGUAGCAAUAAUAGAAUUAGUGUAGGGAGACUAUAUUUCCAUAAAGUCCAUUUCACCAUCGCCAUGAGGAACUUAAAUAAUGAGUGGCCAGAAUUUUCCAAAGAAAACAUUUAAUUGCAAGUUAAGAUGGUGGAACAUGAGUAUGACUUUCUGUUAAAGGCUGUGCGUGUAUGUGUCUGUGGCUAUAUGCACUGUGUGUCAACUGCCUCAGGGAAGUGUAGAACAAAAUGUUGGAUUCGCGUGCUUUUAAGAAUGGAAAAGUGUUAGUGAAGUUGCAGGCAUCACUAAUCCAAGUUUAACAUAUGAGUGUUUUGGAGUGUUGCUUUAAUAGUGGGGAGGCAAUGAAGGGAGAGUGCAGUGACAUGCAACGCACGGUAAGUGUUUUUAUUUCUCAUUAAUGAACCAUCCUAAACAAGUUCGGCUGGGACUCCAUGCUAGAGCUGUGCUCCCAUCUGCCUUGAUAAUAUUGAUGUCUGGUUCAUGAAGGCCAAACCCAGGAAUGUGAGACUAUACUGUGUGCCUUUAGGGAAAUGGUUUAGAGGUCUUUCCCAAAGAAAGUAUCUGUACUUCUUUUCCCUCCUGCUCAGAGCACGGCUAGAACACAACUGAGCAAGAUUGUGUUAGGCUGGAUUGGUGUUAUCAAGUGCUUUAAAAAGAAAUGCCAGAGAAUAAUCCUCAAUAUCUGCUCAUUGUACUGUUCAACUGCUGCUCCUGGAGUCUUGCAGAUUGAAAUUAAUUUAGUUCAUGACGACAACUACCAUAGUUUCUGCACUCUAAUUUUCCCAGAGCUGCGGCAAAAUCUUACUUUAAAUUAAUUUAUGUGAUGUGGGUAUCACUAGCCAGACCAACAUGUAAUGCCUGUCCAUCAGCUGGCCUUUCAGAAGGUGGUGGAAUGUUGCCUCUUUGAUCCUCUGCACUCUGUUGUGAAGAUUCACCAAUAGGCUUGUAAAUCAUAGUGUGUUCACCAGAUGAGCUGCUUCGUCCUGAUUAGAAUUAACGCGUCUUGGGUGUUACUGAAACUACUCUCAUCUAGGAGUGAGUACUUCAUCAUAUUCUUCAUUUGUGGUUGGUGGAAAGGUUUUGAGGAGUCAGGAGAUGAAUGACUCAUUUCAGAAUACCUACCUUUCACCUGCUCUAUUGGCCAUAACCUUUGUAUAGCUUUUUCAGUUAAGUGAAUGGGGACCACCCAGGGUAUUGUUUAGGUACUGGAUAAUUAACUGCUCUUCUGACUUUUAUUGUCUUUAUAUUGGGAAGGUCAUUGAUGAUGCAGCUGAAGAAUGCUUUAAGAGCAAGCCCUGAGAGCUCCCAAAAUGAAAUCACAGGUUUGACUGAUUGACCACAAUAUCUUCCUUUACACUGGGCAUAUUUCAGCUCAAAAUAGUUUAAAUUAGAUUACACCUGGAAAUAUAUGCACUUCUCCCUCUUAGUGAAUGGUGUGAAUUACUGCUCACCAACAAUGAAGAUUAACAAUUAGGAAUGAUGAAGACUGUUAAAUAUCUAGUGUUAUGAGAUGUAUAGAUAGGGUGAAUGCUUGCAGCCUUUUUUCUCUCAGGAAAAACUAAAACUAGAGAUCAUAGGUUUAGGUUUAGGGUGAAAGGUGACAUAUUUACAGAGAAUCUGAUGGGGAGCUUGCUCACUUAAGUGGUGUGAAUGUGGAAUGAGCUACCAGUGUAAGUGAUAGGUGGAAGUUCAAACGUAAAAUUUCAGAGAAGCUUGAAUUGGUACAUGGAUGAGAGAGAUAUGGAAGACUAUGGUCCAUGUACAGCUAGAUGGGUCUAGGCAGCACUAGGCUGGCAUGGACCAGAUGGGCUGAAGGGCCUGCUUCUGUGUUGUACUGCUCUAUGACUCUAUUCCCAUCACCCCCAAAAAUAUACACCAUAUUUCCAUUACUACUUCUCUCCUCAAACUCUACACUAGCAGUAAUUCCUUGUUUGAUAAAGAUUGGCAACAAUAAUAACUAAUCAUAAGUUCAUAUGCCAAUGUAAUCAAGAUUUAGAUGCCAUAUGCAAUGGUAUGAAAAUCUAUUGCUCAAAUACAUUAGCUCAUCUUGCUUCUGAAUUACUACUUGUGGAAUGACCAAUGUACCAAGCAUGUAUUCGAUGAGUCAGAUAUGAAGAUGUACAGAAGCUGGAUAUGCAGCUAGGAAAAUUGUGCCAGAUGUAAUCUAGGUUGAUUUUUUUUAUAAAGCUUUCCGAAUGAACGAAAGUACAGUACAAUUUCAGCAUCUUGAUAUGGCAAGCAAUGAUAAGUGGAGUGUGUAUGAGAGCACCGGUGAACCACAUUACGUUGGUAAUGAGACUGUAUAUGUAAAGCAUUUCACCAAUGACAAAGGUAAUGGUCAAGGACAGCAUCAGAAAGAAGUACAAGAAUGGAAGAUAACCCUUAGUUUCUUUGAAAGAUACUGUCACUAUAAUUUAUUCCAAUUAAUAGCAACGUUUGUAAAAUAUGUACAUACUUAUUCAUUCAAAUAUAAAACAUAUUGGCACUGACAUGUCGUAAGCCUGGUAUCUGGGGUAGCUAAUCUCAGGGUGUUUCGUAUUUUAAUUGACUGACAUCUUUUUCAAGUAUUCAGCAUAAAUGCAGUUCCACAGUUGCUUUACUAAAAAAGUAUACAUGUGACUUGUUAGAGAGAUCUGUAGACCAAACCUACCUUUGAGUUGGCUCUACAUUAGUUGGCCUCAGAAUGUAGCACUUCAGAUAUACAAUUGUCCAUUGAUAAAUUCAGUAAAAGUGGCCAAAGUUCCCAUUCUUAAUUUCCAUCUACAGACCCUGCUGGUAAGGUGCAUACAUGUGAAUGUACAGCAUGUGUAAUAGUCAGUCUACCACUGUACACUGGUGGGUGAAGAAUUUUAUUUGAACCCAGUGCUGGUAUCCGAGCAUUGGAAACUGAAUGACAUUAUGAGUUAGCUUUCAGGACAGCUCAUGCCUCAAGUAGGAUACUGGAAAUGUGGAAAAUUGUAGAACUAUAAAUUGUCAUUUAAUGUUUCCUCUAAGUAUGUGGCAUAUAUCACCGCUCACCACUUUGUACAAUUCUGCAUGAGAAUCGCUUUGUGCCUUCAUUACAUGGAGUGAGUCUCUGGCUUUACAUCUCAAAAUGAGAUUAUAACUACAGUGCACUUGGGAAAUCAAGUAAUAGAAUAAUAGCAAAAAAAAAUGUGUGAUCUUGAGAUGAAUAAGAUCACACAGUGCAAAGCUUUGACUCACUGGUGCAGCACAACAGUGGUAAGCAAAGAUAAAAUAGAGGAUUUCAUUAAUGCAGCAUUGCAGGGUAUGCACCCGCAGUGUAAUAGGUUAAUGCAUUGCAUCUUGUGCUCUUUAGUAUUGCAGUAAGUGAUCAGUUUGAUAUCUCAUUGAUUUGCAGAACAAGAUUAUUAUUUCAUUGUGAUUAACAAAAUCAACAAAUUAGAUAACCACAGUAUAAAAUCAUGGAAUAUUAUACAAAAUAAAUGGUAAUUGGAAUUUAUUUUAUUACCAAUACUUCAAAAGGGCUCAGUAAUGAGGAUGUUGUCUUUAAAAGUCUGAAAAAUAUUAUAUAGUUGAAUUAUUGCUUUUUGUUCCUUCAAACAUGGAAAGAAAACCUCAAGAUGUGUGACAUAAAAUUGAAAAGAACUGAUGAUAACAGAUCAGUAGAUUAGCUGUUUUAUUGAUGAAAGCAAUUUAAGGUGAUUAAUUUUCGACAUAAGAAGCCAACUAUACUGUAUGGUUGGACAACUUUUAGUUUCACCAUGUUAAAGCAGAGGGGUAAAAAAUACACCGCCUGAAAACACUAUGGUCAAAACUGUGAUUUUGAAACUUUAACAGCAUAAUUUUAUGAUUUAGCUGAUUAUUCUACUGGUUGAAAUUUCAGUGAGAACAAUUAUAAUUUUUGAAAGCAGAAUGCUCAAUAGUUACAUUGAGGAUCCUUCUUCAGGGCAUGUAAUCGUUGGCAAGACAAAAAUCUUGAUGUCAUGAUAAAAAAAAGUUUGCUUUGAGGUGUAUUGUGCAGUUUACUACUUACAGUGCUCAACAGUUGUGUUUUAUAGGAAUUAAGUUUACUUUAAGCCUCAGGUGUAAGUCUGAGUUCAAUUAACACAAUAGCUCUAGCGCUGUGUUACUAUCUAGGUGAGGGCCUCAAAUUCAACUAUAUCUUGCCUGCCAUUCACCAUGAAGGUUUACAAAUAUCUACCCUCAAUUCCUUACAUGGUGGGUUUCUGAUUAAAAUCAUAUUUCAUUGGGCAAUACCCAACAGCAGCCAGGAAUUUAUUCACAGGAGGAAAGCAAGAUUAAUACAAUUUCAUUUAAUAGGUCCAAUUCAAUAGGAUGCUUGCUGUAUGAAACCUGAGAUAGCAUUGCCCCCUUAAAAUGGAUACUUACCUUCUUCAGCUGGAGUACAUGAGUAAAAGAGGGAGCAGCAUUGAUCCUAGAUUAAUCAGCAUUUCAUAUCAGGGCAGGCAGUAAACAAAGGCCCAAAGGCAAAUGGAGCAGCAGAUCUGCUAAAAACCACAGGUAAAGAGCAAAUGGGAUCCGCUGUCUUAUGAAUACCAGUACACCAACACAAAUACAUUAUAUUCUGCUCUGCCUUAGAACCCACUAGUACGUACUUUUGGAGUUCAUUAUUGCUUUAAUAUAAUAUCAGGGGAGGCUGUAAACAAAGUCCAAAGGCAAAUGGACCAGCAGAUCUGCUAAAUCACCAGGUAAAGAACAAACGUGAUCAGCUGUCUUAUGAAUACCAGUACACCAACACAAAUACAUUAUAUUCUGCUCUGCCUUAGAUCUCAUUAAUACAUACUUUCAUUAUUGCUUUAAUGUAAGGUGAUGUUGAUAAAUGUAAAAUGCCCUAUUGAUGUACAGUUUGAAUCAAUUUUGACAAGUGUAGGGUUGCACUGUUUUGCUAUGUUACUGCAGCAAUUCUUGUUGUAUAGUGAAUUUUAGAAUUACAGUUAAAUGUUUCUGAGAUUGCAGUUUAUAGAAUGUGUGCAGAGUAAUAUGCCAUUGUCAUUGAAUAAAAUGGGACACCAGUGUGAAUCUGGUCAUAAACAGGAAUGAGCUGAGAGUGCUUUAGAAUCUUACAACAGUGUAUUACAUUUGAUUGUGCACGACAUUAAAAGCAUGUCAUAGUGUAGAAAUCGAGUGGCCUCGUGCAUAUGAGGUUACAGCACUAUUGCACUGUGUAAUAUUCAUUUUUUUCAUGCUCCGAUUGAAUAUUUUUGUAUGGUCAAAACUCUUCAGAUGACUGGUGCCGUGCAUUCUUUGUGAAAUGUACUCUUUGAAAGCUGUACUCUGUACAUUAUGUUGGUGAAAAGAUUUUGUAUAUUUUAUGUUUAAGAAAAAAACUUCAGCGGUUUUUGUUCGCGAAAAUUGCCAAUUAUGUUCCUGUCUUCAACGGUUUCUAAUGGUAAUUGAAAUCUGUGAUAUCCUUGGUUCUGCUGUAUUUGUACCAAUCAUGUACAUUAAAC
Mobula hypostoma (lesser devil ray) is the source of this 33433-nucleotide messenger RNA. It is a transcript of the gene negr1, whose product is annotated as neuronal growth regulator 1. The transcript has 7 exons. The coding region runs from base 215 to 1258 and encodes 347 amino acids. The record is from RefSeq and is a predicted model, not a curated record. NCBI's taxonomy places the organism in Eukaryota, Metazoa, Chordata, Chondrichthyes, Myliobatiformes, Myliobatidae.